CGCUCGGUUCCUCCGCAGUGGAAGGAGCAGCUGCUUCAUCAGACUGAUGGAUUAACUUGGAACUCUUUUUAUUUACACAGGCUGAGCAGCUGGACUGAAGAAUGUCCCUGUGGUGGUUAGUGAAGGGUUUCAUUGUUAUGUUGGCCCUGUCAAGCGCAGCCAGAUGCCAAAACAGGAGGAAAGGACAGAAAGAUGAUAACCAGAUCAUCACUAAUGAGGCCAAACCCUUGUUCUGUCCAGUGGAGGUCAUGUUCAUUGUGGACAGUUCAGAGAAGGCCAAAACUCUGCUGUUUGAACAACAAAAGAAGUUCAUCCUGCGUUUCAGCACCAAGCUCAUGCAGCUCCGCUCUGCCGGCUGGCGGUUGCGGUUGCGUCUGGCCGCUCUACAGUACAGCAGCACAGUUUCUGUGGAGCACAACUUCAGAGACUGGCAGGACCUAGAUGUCUUCCAGGGCCAGGUUGGUGCAAUGACCUUCAUUGGCCAUGGUACCUACUCCGCCUAUGGCAUCACUAAUGCCACCCAGAUUUUCAGCCGUGAGACGUCUUCCAGCAGUUUGAGGGUGGUGCUGUUGAUGACAGGUGGAAUAGACCACCCUCGCAGCCCCAGCCCUGUGACAGCUGCUGCUGAGGCUAAACAGCACAACAUCAGGGUUUUCACCAUCUGGCUGUCAGGCCUGCCCAAGGAUGGUGCCAUGGAUGCAAAGCUGCGCUCCAUUGCCAGUGCCCCCCCACAGCGACAUGUCUUCAGCCUCACCGAUAGCCAGUUGGAUGACAGGCUCUACAGUGAAAUGAACACAUUGGUCAAAACUGGGUGCCCACAGCCAAAGACCUGCCUGUGUGAGAGGGGAGAAAGCGGUCACCCUGGAGCUCCAGGGAAACCAGGGGAGCCAGGGUCUGACGGAGUGCCAGGCCCAAAGGGAUCUCGUGGGGAAUCUGGCAUUAACGGACGUCCAGGAAUGGAGGGGCUUGAGGGUCGACCUGGCAUCAAAGGGGAAAUGGGAGAAAAGGGUGAAUGUGGUGCCCCCGGUAAAAAGGGAGAACAAGGUGCUAAUGGACCAGCUGGCCCCAGAGGCCCCAAGGGAAAGCAGGGAGCCAGGGGAGAACCUGGAGACCAAGGUCCAGAGGGGCCAUCUGGAUAUAAAGGUGAGCAAGGACCAACAGGUACACGUGGACCUCCAGGAGAUAGCGGUGUUGGCUUUCCAGGGCCCAAGGGUGACAAGGGGAACCAAGGAAGACCAGGUCCAACUGGACCGGUGGGUAUGGGAGAACCAGGGAUGAUGGGUCCAGCAGGGCCACCAGGAAUGCAAGGAUCUCCGGGGUUUCCAGGUGUGGGUCUCCUAGGAGCUAAGGGUGACAGGGGCUAUGAGGGUCCUAAGGGCAGCCGAGGACGUCCAGGGGUAGGGUACAAAGGUGAUCAGGGAAACACAGGAGCCCCCGGCCUGCCAGGUUUGGUGGGGUUUCCAGGGGAAGACAUCCGAGGAGAAAAGGGCGACGAAGGGCCCACUGGGCCUUCUGGCCCCUGGGGACCUGCUGGACUGGGUAUAGUUGGACCAAAGGGUGACCAGGGUUUCCCCGGAGAGCCUGGACCUCCAGGAGAGAGGGGCACUGGGGAGCCAGGACCAAAGGGAGAGAUGGGGUUGCCAGGUUUGCAAGGUCAAGAGGGGACACUGGGAAAAGGCAUCCCUGGAGAAAAGGGAGAAAGAGGUGAACAUGGGCCAAGGGGAUUUUCAGGGUCUCCAGGCCCAGCUGGACCUGCUGGAGCAAAGGGAGAGCCUGGCAGCCCAGGAAUAUUGGGCCUACCUGGACCUGCUGGACAUGGCUUACCAGGACCAAAGGGAGAUCCUGGGCCUGUGGGACCAGCUGGACCUGUUGGAGAGCCCGGAGUAGGAAUCAUUGGGCCGAAGGGUAGCAAAGGAAAUCCUGGGCCUGUGGGGCCACGAGGGAUGAAGGGGGAUGGCUUCCCAGGACCAGAGGGGCUGCCUGGCUUACCAGGAGUGCAAGGGGAGAUGGGACCUGAAGGGAACGGCCUACCUGGAACUAAGGGUGACAGAGGGUUACCAGGGGUCCUGGGGCCAUCAGGUCCUCCUGGAAUCAGACUUUAUGGACUGAAGGGUGUUACAGGGCAGCCUGGUCCACCAGGCCUGCCAGGGCUUCCAGGAGAGGGCAUCCAGGGAACAAAGGGAGAACCUGGGUUUCAGGGGCCAGUGGGCCCUCGGGGGGCACCAGGGGAUGGCCUUCCAGGGGAGAAGGGUGACAGAGAUGGAGAACCUGGAUCUGCUGGACCAAAUGGCAGGCUGGGAGAAAAGGGGGAACCUGGACUGACAAGAGAAGAGGUCAUCACAAUAAUAAGGGAAAUCUGUGGCUGUGGUCUGCAUUGCAGAGAGAGCCCUCUGGAACUGGUGUUUGUGAUAGACAGCUCUGAAAGCGUGGGACCAGAAAACUUUGAGCUGGUGAAGGACUUUGUGAAUGCUCUUAUCGACCGGAUGUCGGUAAGCCAAGAAGCCAGCCAGAUUGGCGUGGUGCUCUACAGCCAUGUGGACAUGGUGGUGGUCAGCCUUCAGCAGCAGCCCAGCCAGGAUGACAUCAAGGCCACUAUCAGGAAGAUGCCCUACCUGGGUGAGGGCACCUUCACGGGCAGGGCCAUCCAUCGAGCCAAUCAGCUGUUCCGGGCCUCACGACCGGGCGUGAGGAAAAUGGCUGUGGUUUUAACGGAUGGGCAGGCUGACCCCCGUGACGUUGUGCAGCUUGAAGAAACAGCCACAGAGGCACAUGCAGAGGGAAUUGAGAUGUUUGUUAUAGGAGUCAUGAACAAGACCAACCCUUUGUAUGAAGAGUUCCAGGCUGAAAUGGAUGUUAUUGCCUCUGAUCCUGAUGAAGAGCAUGUCUACCUUAUAGACGACUACAGGGCACUUCCCAAUCUGGAAAGCAACAUACUCGGUCAGUUAUGUGAGCAGGAUGACACAAUGUCCUUUCUACCCAGUUUUGUCUUUCCUUCUGUGGAAAUCUACCCAGAGGCUCCAGACAAAAGCCAUAACAAAGAGUUGCCAGAGGAGGAGGACAUACAACUUGAACUCCCAUUGGAGCCAGUCACUGCCCUGACUCCACAGUCUCCCGAGUCAGAGCAAUGCAGUGAGAAUUUGGUUGACACUAAACCACUGGUAGAUCCCUGGAACAGACAGCCUGAAUCUCCUGGUAGCAGAGGGAAGCAGGGCCCAGGGGUAACAUCCAUGGUGGGCCCUCAGACUCCAAUCAAACAGGUGCUGCUCAACCAGCCUACUCCAGCCCUGACAGACUUACAGGUGCCAGGUGAGGGGUGCAGUCAGCCUCUGGAGCCAGGUCCCUGUCGGCAGUACGUGAUCAAGUGGUACUAUGACCCAGAGGCCAACGCCUGUGCCCAGUUCUGGUAUGGAGGUUGUCAGGGCAAUGCUAACAACUUUGAGACUGAAGCCAGUUGCUGGAAUUCCUGUGUCUACACAUAACAAACUUUGGAGAAAAUGGUGUGUAUAAAGCUAACAUGCUCCAUCAGUGUCACUGAGGAAUAGAACGAUAACACAGGCUUGACCAGAGCUCAGGUCAGCAGCAGCAGCAGCAGCAGCUGCUGUGGUCACACUGUGGACUGCUGCCAGCAAAGGCAAUGAUGGAGAGCAGACACAGAUCUCCCCCCUGUCUCCCAGGCUAUGCUCACACUGCAGGUGCUCCUGUUCAAUUCUGAACCACUUUACAUUACAAAUAGCUGCCUGACUGUUUUGGAGAAAUAUCUGUCUGAGAAUGUCAAGCAACAGAAAACCAGUAUAAGCUGACAGGAGCAUCAAAAAGACUGGUUCAACAUAGCAUCUCUAAUGCAGUUUAUUUUAUUUUCACUAUCACUUUUUUAAUUUUUUUCUUUUGCUGUCUAGUUCUUCUCCAGAUGAACACUUUACCCCAGCCUUUAAUAACCUGGGGCCUGUAUCACAAAGCAAGUUAAUCUCACACUGUCUACACAGGAGGCUUGGCAUGAGUGGCAUGUUAGCAGAGCACCAGUAGCAGCUCUGGUACUCCAUGUGUGUUGAUACAGGAGAACCUCAGGCAAAGUACUAAUGAUUUACAUUCUGGGAGCAUUUAGAGGCCAAUACACAAUGUUUAUAUUUACAAUCUAUAAUUCUUGUUACUGUGUUACUAUGAAAUCUCUUGCAUGUCUGUCCAUCCUGGAAGUGGGAUCCCUCCUCUGUUAUUCUUCUUGAGGCUGAGAUGGUUAACUGGAAGACAUGGCUGAAACACUUUCAUCGGUCUGUCUCUUUUAGGGUUACCUGACUUCUCUCAGCUUAACACUGGUGACCCUGGAUAACUGGGCUCAGCUGCUAAUCACUAAUCUGAGGGUCAGUGUUUAUGAUUACAAACCAUCACAGUCAAUUUCAGUACCAUUAGAGUAGAACCUGAACAGAAUAGCUGUAGGAAAAUAAGGAAUAUCCCAAAAUUAAAAGUAAUAUAACCAGGAUGGGACUUAUCAAAUAGGCAUUUUUAAAUCUGGCUGGCAUUUUCAACUUGUUAAGUAAUCUAGACUAGUGAGUAUGGAAAAUAAAUGAAUUAUCUAUAGGCUGAUUGUUCAUGUACAGUAUUUCUAUAAUUAUAUUUUGAUGCUGUUGAUGCUUGAUGCUGUCUCAUAAUGAACAAACUAUUGUGAAUAAGUGAUACACCAAAAAACAGAGGAAAUGAUCUCUCGGCAAGGCACUGAAAUUUAUAAUUAACUGUGAACUAAGUAAAAGUAUGCGCAGCUAAAAUCCC
Messenger RNA from Monopterus albus (swamp eel), 4761 nucleotides. It is a transcript of the gene col28a1a, whose product is annotated as collagen, type XXVIII, alpha 1a. Gene Ontology annotation, biological process: extracellular matrix organization. Gene Ontology annotation, molecular function: serine-type endopeptidase inhibitor activity; extracellular matrix structural constituent conferring tensile strength. The transcript is spliced from 35 exons. The record is from RefSeq and is a predicted model, not a curated record. Lineage: Eukaryota; Metazoa; Chordata; Actinopteri; Synbranchiformes; Synbranchidae. Bases 102 to 3479 code for a protein of 1125 amino acids.